Molecule: messenger RNA, 307 nt
Organism: Laccaria bicolor S238N-H82
Lineage: Eukaryota; Fungi; Basidiomycota; Agaricomycetes; Agaricales; Hydnangiaceae
Exons: 1
Coding region: 29-307 (92 amino acids)
Source: RefSeq, a predicted model, not a curated record
CCCUUGCGAGCGGUCGUCGAGAAGUUAUAUGAGUCCGCUUUCUAGUUCAUCUCGGCUACCGCAUCUCCCAACUUAUCACCUCACUCGCAGUCGGGCAUUUUGUUGGCAUGGAAAUUGCAGCCGCUCCUUCCCUGAAUCGCUGAGCAGAGAGGAGAGGAUUUUUUGGAGUACCUUCUCCGAGUCGUUGAGCUCUUGCGUCGCUCGUGCUUCUAGUCCCCGCUCCUCACUAUCACCCAGUCUGAUAUCCAUUCAAGACUUGUCAUUCAUUCAUGUCUCCCACCCACUUGCCAGAGUUCGUCGAUUGUGA